CUGAAAUACGGUACCCGCUCAGAUCAGUGUGUGAUGGCGUUAGCGUCGGACGUCGUCUCGGACGUCGGUGGUGAAGAGCUCCUCGAAAUGAGGGUCGCGAGCGCGGAUAGAGAUUCUCCGAGCGAGUUAUCCUCCUCGCUGUCAGAGAGCGAAGAAGACGAGGUCGUCGCUUCCUGCAGAGAAUUCUACAGAAGACGUUUAAGUUCUAAAUGGAUAAUCCGACCCCAGGAGGAGGACGGAAACCUGACGGAGAGCGAAUCGUCCGACAAUCCCGAGUCCAUCCACGCAACCAAGUGCCACAUCGAGUCCGAUCACGACUCCGGUGUUGAAGUGCUGAACAGAGCCUCGAGCAACUCGUCCGUCGAGGAGUCCGGACGAUCACAGUGUGUGUCUGAGGAGGAUAGUUCGAAUAGAGAAAGUCACAAGCGAACAGAGGAUACGCCAGUCUUGAUACAGUGUCACGAUGGAUCAUCGAAUGUGCAAAGUGACGGAACCGCGUGCAGAUUCGAACAAUUACAAAUUCGACGUUCGAGUCUCCUGGAUGAAAUGGAUGCCACGACAUCGAAGUUCGCUUCUAAGAUGAACUUUCUCAAAACACAAAUCGGUUCGCUCGUUGAGAAAGACAACCAGCUUUUCCGGCAGCUCUUGAACCUCUACGAUUCGAUCAGCGAUCUACGGAAGUCCCAGAUAUUCGUACCAUCAACACCGUCGGACAUGGUCAUUCCAGAGCACUACAGCUACUUCACGAUGUCACGAUCGAGUUCCUUCAGCUCCUCCUCAUCGUCAUCAUCUUCAUCGGAGAGUGAUACGACAGUAUCACCGGCUUCAUCUGCAGCUUCAACUCCUGUUUCGACGCCUUCAUGGACCCCCAUCUCAUCGCCUUCAGCAAUGUCGACCUCGUCUUCAUCGAGAAGCUCCUAUUCGGUCAAGCAAAGGUCCACCUGCUGUCGCCGAUGCAGCGCCUACAGCCAAAGAAAGUGCCGGCAACUUCCCUCGAAUUCGAGUUUGAGUCGAAAGAAGCGGUCAUUUUCUAUAUCGAACAUAUCGUCGGGCUCGGAUUCCGGCUUCGAAUUGAAACUUCAUUCAGAGAGCGAUCACGAGAUUUUCGUCUGAGUUCACCCUGGAGAAUCAUCAUCACGAAGAACAUCGCAUGGAGCCGUUCUAUUGAUGAAGGAAUUCGAUGAAGGAUUCUAUUUAUUAGAGUCAAAAUUCCAUUCGAAGCUUGAUGAUUGUGUAGAUUGUACAGAAGAGAAGCGAUUCGAGGAAUCAAUUUCGCUUUCUGCGCUCUAACGGAUUUCUCCACUCCCUCCGAAUCUCAGAGGGCUUUUGGAGAAACGAUCGACCAAGAAGAAAUCUACGCGACUUUUUUGAGGGUCUCCCGAAAUCGUCCGGAUCUCGUGAAGACCUCCUCUUUUGUGGUGACGGAAGCCACGUAUGUCUAUCUGGAACAGCGUCCGCGGCUUAGAGUCCCUCUCGUGGUCUCAAUUUCCGGAUUCUCGAAGCAGGCGACUUGCGCAGUUAGGGUUAAUAGGGCACAUUGUAGCGCUACACUUCUGUCGGUGGGCAGAUGUAGCCUAGGCCUUCUCAUUGUAAAUAGUUCACUAGCUUACCUGCCGCAAGUGCCGCUGCCGUCACAUGGAUUCAUUCUCCUCUUCAUCCGAGGGAGAAAGCAUCCCUCAGCCAUCAGUUCAUCCAUCAAAGUAUCAUACACUAAAAUAAACCACUGUUUG
Messenger RNA from Galendromus occidentalis (western predatory mite), 1730 nucleotides. RefSeq lists its product as uncharacterized. The record is from RefSeq and is a predicted model, not a curated record. Bases 34 to 1113 code for a protein of 359 amino acids. NCBI's taxonomy places the organism in Eukaryota, Metazoa, Arthropoda, Arachnida, Mesostigmata, Phytoseiidae. The transcript is spliced from 4 exons.